Arvicola amphibius (Eurasian water vole) is the source of this 1802-nucleotide messenger RNA. RefSeq names its product sodium-dependent glucose transporter 1C. Gene Ontology annotation, biological process: transmembrane transport. NCBI's taxonomy places the organism in Eukaryota, Metazoa, Chordata, Mammalia, Rodentia, Cricetidae. Bases 351 to 1562 code for a protein of 403 amino acids. The record is from RefSeq and is a predicted model, not a curated record. The transcript has 4 exons.
GUAUUGUACGAAGUCCAGCUUUCCCUGACCUCAUUCUGAAAGGUCUCGAGAGGAAGGUGACACUGGGCAGAACCUCCGGGUCCGGAAGGACUGGAGCUCAGAGCCCCUUAGGGAUCUGCCGAAAAGCUUGGCGGCAGAGGCAAGACCAGUAGCCUGGAGUGGCCAAGCUGGAGUUGGAAGCGGAAUUCCGUGGGUUCGGGACCGCGGCUGCCGCUCAGAGGCUCCUCCAGGCCGAGGCCCCUGCGCAGAAUGGACAGAAGGCGCCGACCUCCCGGAGGAGUGGCCGGACCAGGAACGUGCUGCGCUGGUUCUCCACCGGGGUCCUGUACGCCGCCUUCCUGGGGCUGGGAAUGACUGUUGCCAUACUGGGACCCACAUUUCCAGACCUGGCACGAAAUGUGAACCGGAACAUCAGCAGCCUUUCGGAAAUAUUCGUGGGCCGUGCCCUCGGCUACUUGUGCGGCUCUGUGGCUGGUGGGGUGCUUUUCGACUGUAUGAAUCAUUUCUUACUUUUGGGGAUGUCAAUGCUGGCUACCACAAUUGGUCUUUAUCUUAUUCCUUUCUGCAAGAGAGCAACAUUACUGAUUGCCAUGAUGUCUGUGUUUGGUGUUUCAUUUGGCGCUCUGGAUACAGGUGCAAAUGUCCUUAUCUUGGCUCUUUGGGGUGACAAAGGAGCCCCACACAUGCAGGCCUUGCACUUCAGUUUCGCCUUGGGUGCUGUCCUGGCCCCCCUGCUGGCUAAAUUGGCCUGGGGUACAACAGCGUCCACUCAGAACCACACAGAGUUCGACUUUGACCCUCUAAUGCUGAACCGAUCCUCUGAAGCCAGCCCAGACUCUCUGUUUGCGGUACCCGAGGACAUGAAUCUGCUGUGGACCUACGCUUCCAUCGGCACCUAUGUCCUAGUAGUUUCUGUCUUUCUGUUUGGUCUGUUUUGUAAGAAACGUUCAAGGCAGAAAAAAUCUGCAGCAUCUGGUCAAAGAGUUCGAAGAGCGAAGUAUCACAGGGCCCUGCUCUGCCUCCUCUUCCUCUUCUUCUUCUUUUAUGUUGGAGCCGAGGUGACCUACGGCUCUUACGUAUUCUCAUUCGCCACCACCCAUGUUGGCAUGAAAGAAACUGAAGCAGCCGGUUUGAACUCUGUCUUCUGGGGGACCUUUGCAGCCUGCAGGGGCCUGGCCAUCUUCUUUGCAACAUUCUUACAGCCUGGAACCAUGAUUGUGUUGAGCAAUGUUGGCAGCCUUGUCUCUUCUUUCUUUCUGGUGCUUUUUGACAAGAGCCCUCUCUGCCUCUGGAUCGCAACUGCUGUGUAUGGAGCCUCGAUGGCAACCACAUUUCCCAGUGGAGUUUCCUGGAUUGAGCAGUACACCACCUUAACUGGGAAGUCUGCAGCAUUCUUUGUAAUUGGUGGUACCCUGGGAGAAAUGGCGAUUCCUGCAGUCAUUGGAAUUCUACAAGGACACUACCCAGACCUGCCCGUGGUUCUGUACGUCUGUUUUGCAUCAGCCAUAUUCACUGGAGUUAUAUUUCCCUUGAUGUACAAAUUAGCCACCUUACCUCUGUAAUGUGAAUAAAAAGAAAACAUCUCAGGGGGUCAGAAUACUUUGUAAGUCUGACCACAGAGAAAAGGACAAAUGGGAAGAUGGAGAGGGAAAAUGAAUGAGUGAAUUUUGAAGCUGUUGAACCACGCAAUGAAGCACUCUGUAGUUGUCUGGGAGCAUUUGAUCGUCCCCACAGUUGCUGUUCUCACCAAUACCUCUCAACUACAUUGAUUUGGAUAAACAGUUUGGUAAUCCUCUGUGGAA